AUUACUAAAAUCGAUUUCGCUUAACCCGUUUGCAUUUCCUUCCAAACUGGUAACUGAAUGGAAAAUGUGAUUUACCAAUUUCUAUGAACAGAACCGAACCAGUUACGCAUUUGUUCUUUUCAUAAUACGGCCAAAUCGCAAUCCUCACACUUUCACCUUUAAGCACCAAAAUUUCACAUGAAUUAAAACCCAGGCAAACAUCUCCUUCUCGUUUUGUUGUGCCAAUUGGUCAUGUCUUAUCUCUAUCUUGUGGUCAUCUUAUGGGCAGCUAUGGCGACUCCAACCCGGACGGAAUCGGAGCAGCUGAGUUCGCUGACUCGGGAGCUGCUAAACUCAGCUAGGGAGCCACAGUUCUUCGAGUGGUUGAAGAGGGUCAGGAGGAGAGUACACGAGUACCCAGAGCUAGCUUUUGAAGAGUUCAACACGAGUGAACUGAUAAGAUCGGAGCUUGACUCACUUGGAAUUGAGUACAGGUGGCCGGUGGCCAAGACUGGCAUCGUGGCGUCGGUUGGGUCAGGGGUGGAGCCGUGGUUCGGUCUAAGGGCUGACAUGGAUGCUCUUCCCAUUCAGGAAUUGGUGGAGUGGGAGCAUAAGAGCAAGCACAAGGGAAAGAUGCAUGCUUGUGGCCACGAUGUUCAUACCACAAUGCUACUUGGAGCAGCUAAAUUACUUCAGUACAGAAGACAUAAAUUAAAGGGCACAGUUAAGCUUGUCUUCCAACCUGCAGAAGAGGGUUAUGGUGGCGCAUACCAUAUGUUAAAAGAGGGCGGUUUUCACAAGUUUCAGGGCAUUUUUGGGUUACAUAUUUCACCAGCAAUGCCCACCGGUGAAAUUGGUUCAAGACCAGGUCCUAUUCUAGCUGCUGCUGGGAGGUUUAUAGCCAUUAUUAAAGGAAAAUGUGGAUAUGCUGCAUUGCCUCAACAUACUAGAGAUCCAGUUGUUGCUGCAUCUUCUGCCAUCCUUGCUCUUCAACAGAUAAUUUCUCGAGAGACAGAUCCUCUUGUUGCCAGGGUCAUCUCACUCGGGUUCAUUGAGACGGGCCAAGCACUAAAUGUAAUCCCAGAGACGGUGAGAUUUGGAGGCACUCUUCGGAGCAUGACUACAGAAGGUUUUAUUUACCUUCAGCAAAGAAUCAAAGAGAUCAUAGAAACUCAAGCGGUAGUUCAUCGAUGUAGUGCUACAAUAGAUUUCAUGGAGGAAAAAAUGAGGCCUUAUCCAGCAGUUGUUAAUGAUGAAGUAUUGUAUGAACAUGUAAAGAGGGUUGGGGAGUCUUUGCUUGGAUAACCAAAUGUGCAUUUAGUUCCAGUGGCAAUGGGAGCAGAAGAUUUCAGCUUCUAUUCAGAGAAGAUGGCAGCUGCAUUUUUCAGUAUCGGAACAAAGAAUGAAACGAUUGAAGCGGUGAACCGAUUGCAUUCACCCUACUUGGUUAUUGAUGAAGAUGUUCUUCCCAUUGGAGCUGCUCUCCAUGCUGCGGUAGCCAUCUCUUACUUGGACAACAAUGUUGUUGAAACACAAUAGAAAUCUUCAUCAAUAACCAUAGAUUCAAUUGUUCUGAUGAAAUUCGUAGGGAAAAGGCACACAAGAAACAUCUCAAAUAAUGAGACAGUUGUUGAUUUUGUUCUUUAAGUGUAUGCACAGUGCAAUUGAAUCUGCCACUUUUCAAUAGAAAUCUUGCAUGAUAUACCUCAUCAGGUAUUCCAAAGAAAAUAAAAUGGGAAACGAGGGAGUUUAUGAGGUGAGAGUGGAUUUUUUGGAGAUGAGUUUGAAGUUUGGAGGAUUUCAAGAGGGUUAUGAUGGAAGGAAGAGAAAAAGGUUUGAAGUUCCUUUGAUGAGGUGAAAAUGUUCUCCCAAAUUAUAACUUGUAAAUGUGGAUCAUCCCACCAUUCUAUGUACUUCUCAUACUUCUCUUUUCUUCUAUAACUUUGUUUAAUAAUUAAUUUACUUAAGAUUAAAAUUA
Messenger RNA from Pistacia vera, 1957 nucleotides. RefSeq names its product IAA-amino acid hydrolase ILR1-like 3. Gene Ontology annotation, cellular component: endoplasmic reticulum. NCBI's taxonomy places the organism in Eukaryota, Viridiplantae, Streptophyta, Magnoliopsida, Sapindales, Anacardiaceae. The coding region runs from base 232 to 1284 and encodes 350 amino acids. Gene Ontology annotation, molecular function: IAA-Ala conjugate hydrolase activity. The record is from RefSeq and is a predicted model, not a curated record. The transcript is spliced from 5 exons. Gene Ontology annotation, biological process: auxin metabolic process.